Molecule: messenger RNA, 1240 nt
Organism: Physcomitrium patens
Lineage: Eukaryota; Viridiplantae; Streptophyta; Bryopsida; Funariales; Funariaceae
Source: RefSeq, a predicted model, not a curated record
UUCUCUCUCUCCCUGUGUGUGUGUGUGUUUGUGUGGGGCCUGCCACUAGUCUGCCAGCGCCAUCGGAUUUGAACCUCACAUUUGAUCUCACUUUUAAGCCAUUCUUCAACCCCAUAUGAGCAGUAAACAUUUGUAGGCCCCAUUGUACCUCCGCAAUCUGCAUGUAAUGUUGUGGGUACUGGUACAACAUCGGAGUAUUAGCAUUUGAGCUUUCAGUACGGGUCGUGCAAGGCUGCGAUGGAAGCUGUAGCCCACAGCGCUGGCGCGGCAGUGCUCCCCUUGGCUGCUCCCGCUUCAAGAGCUUCGUGUUACGCGAGCUCCACGUCGCUGGGAGGAGGAUUCCUCAUUCGGAAAUUCUCUGCUGCGGGGUUGAAACGAGUGAAUUUCAAGCGGGAUGACAGCAGGAGCGUUGUUGCGUCCGCGAAGGCUGACGCGCAGGGGGAGACUCUUCCAGCUCUAGCGAGCGUAGUGGCAGACGACGCUGUAUCUGAGGUGGAUCAACCAUCUAUGAACCCUCCAGAAACCGCAAGCAUAGGUGCAGAUUCAUCGUCACAGGCUCUCCCAGACAUGAGCUCUGAUUCUCAACCUCCAUUUCAACCUGCACCGUUACCGGGCUGGGUGGCGGUGACAAUAGGAAUCACAGUUCUCAUCGCUGCGGCGUUAUUCCCGCAGUAUCAUCUGGGCCCACUGGAGGUGCUUCGGAUGGGAUUGUACUCCGUUGCAACACCUCAGGUGCUGCAAUCGGUGCUCUACGUUGGAGUGGUCCUACACGUCUUGGAAGCAACGUAUGCUUGGUAUUUAGCUGGGAGAGUUGAUCCCCACAAUCAGACUCUGUGGUUCUGGCAAACUCUCUACUUGGGCAUGUUUUCUUUGAGCAUUUUGUUGGGGAAGGCCUCCCAGUCCAAGCAAGACUGAAGCAACAACGCACGUUGCGAGAGGGGAAGCUCGAUGUCUGUGAUUUCUAGUGUGUAUGCCGGGGUUGUUGCCGGUGUCGGUGGGUUUUCCUGCUUGCUUGCUUGGCCGGUAAUGUGCUUUUUACUUCUCUUUGUUACUUUUUUCUUUAUGGAAAGUGAAUAUGCACUCGACGAUUUUGCUGCCGCGGUCGCUUCAGAAUCCCAAUCUUGGGUUGUUCAACCAAUUGGUCAAUAUUCGAUUUAGAUGAAUUAGUAUCAGGAUUGUAUGUAAUUUCUCAAUUCAUUGUAUUAUUUUGAUAAUAAAGAUUCAUAAGAUUGCAUUUCUA